Molecule: messenger RNA, 348 nt
Organism: Loa loa (African eye worm)
Lineage: Eukaryota; Metazoa; Nematoda; Chromadorea; Rhabditida; Onchocercidae
Product: uncoordinated protein 2
Exons: 2
Coding region: 1-348 (115 amino acids)
Source: RefSeq, a predicted model, not a curated record
AUGCUUACAAAUGAUGAUGAACCAAUGCCAACUGCAGUGCGUCAACGAAGACUUCUGUUAAUUGACAUGCUGACAGCAUCAUUACGUUCACCGGAACAUUACUCAAGUAGUAUCUAUGGACCACGUUUACCAGGUGCUUAUGGUUGGAUAACAUCACCUGUCAUCGUUGGCUAUCAUGGUAAUAAUAUUAUAUCACAUAGUCGAGUACCAAGUAGCGAUAACAAUGCACCAACGGUAAUUUAUGCACGUAAUCGGUUACGACCAGUGAUACAGGUGAUACGAGUCCAGCCAGGUAAUGUACCAUUUAGUGAUUCUGAUAACGAUGAACCAAAACGAGCUGUUGUUUAA